Molecule: messenger RNA, 649 nt
Organism: Ilex paraguariensis (yerba mate)
Lineage: Eukaryota; Viridiplantae; Streptophyta; Magnoliopsida; Aquifoliales; Aquifoliaceae
Source: the annotation of a GenBank genome assembly
GCCACCGCCACCGCCACCGCCCACAUCUUCUUUAAUUAACUACCUUUCCCAGAUGAAGACACCAACAAAAAACACGACAUUUCUGCUUUCUUCACUCUUCAAAAUUCUUCACUGGGACAUGAUCAGCAUUCACAACUUCCUCUCAAGUGUUCACUUCUUCCUCCAAAAUCUCCUGAAAAUUGUCUUAACCAAAUGUAACUUAUGGAACAGCAUGAAAGCACCAAACCAUGAACCACUGAGCAAACAGUCUUUGUCUGAUGAUGAGGAGUUCAGUGAAGAGAAACUUUGCAGAGAAGAGGUGAAUAUGGUGAUGGACAGACUGGGGAUAACGUGUGAUUUUGAUGGUGAAAGCUUUGGUGUGAAUGAGCUUUCAUGGCUGUUUGAUCAUGAUGAGGAGCUAGGCUUGGAAGAGUUGAAGGAAGCUUUUGAUGUAUUUGAUGAGAACAAAGAUGGAUUCAUAGAAGCAACUGAGUUGCAGAGAGUCCUCUGCAACUUGGGGUUUAAGGAAGGAUCAGAAUUGGAGGAAUGCACAAGGAUGAUCAAGGCUUUUGAUGGCAGUGGAGAUGGACUUAUUGAUGUUAGUGAGUUUGUGAAAUUCAUGGAGAAGGGCUUUUGCUGAAUUUUUUUUUUGUACUAAAUAGUAUGUGGC